CACCAGGCGAUUCAACAACGGGAGCGAACCAUUGCCAAACACAGGGGGAGACGAAUUUAUAAGAGCGGGCUUUCAUCGACAUUUAGCGUCUGUUUAUCGAUAUGUUGAUCGGUUUGUGGCAGGAAUAGAUAUCGUAACACAUCCACCGCACAACAGACCUCAAAACACCUCAGCAUCAGCGACUCGAGCUCCAUAGCUGAUUUUGCGCUCCCCAUCCAUAACUCCGGUCGACUUAUUUGAUUGACGGGUCCAUAUUUUUUUGUACGAUUUUUUUCUGUGGCUCCAGAAAGGACAAAAACGGGGUAAUACAGACAGAGAGGAAAAGAGGGAGAGAAAAUAACAAACGCUGCUGGAAAGAAAGUGCGAGCUCAAGAGCGCUGGGAGCGUCCCAGGGUCAAGACUUUGAAAAAUACAUAUAUAUUUCACAGACAAAGGAGUGUCGACUUUUGCUCAUUUCUAUAUUUUAGGGAAAUUGGGCACGCCGACAUCAUAAUAAUUUUGCAUAAGAGGACAGUGUAACAGAUCACCAUGACGACUGAAAUGCAGGAGAUCGCCAUCACGGAGGAGAAGCCUUUACUGCCGGGUCAAUCAGACACUGUGAAGGAUGCAGAGAUCGCGGCCCGAAUACUGCUGGAUCAAGGCCAGGAACACCGUGUGGAGACACCUCACGGCGUGCUGCAUGUGACGGUUCACGGCGCUGGAAACGCACGCAGACCGGCCAUACUGACCUUUCAUGAUGUGGGGAUGGACAGUAAGAGCUGCUUCUCCACCCUGUUUAAGUUUGAGGAGAUGCAGGAGAUCGUGAAGAACUUCACUGUGGUCCAUGUGGACGCUCCGGGACAAGAGGACGGCGCGGCCAUUUACCCUGCAGGAUACCAGUAUGCAUCUAUGGAUCAGGUCUCUGAGAUGCUCCCCGCUGUCCUGCAGUACUUUAAUUUCCGCACAAUUAUCGGUGUUGGAGUCGGAGCUGGCGCUUACAUACUGUCCAAGUUCACUUUGAGUAACCCUGACGCUGUGGAAGGGCUCGUUCUGAUCAACGUUGACACAAACGCACGAGGCUGGAUGGACUGGGCCGCGCAGAAGCUCUCCAAUCUGACGUCUUCCCUCCCAGACCAAAUCCUGAGUCACCUCUUCAGUCAGGAAGAGAUGUCGGCAAACACAGAGCUCAUUCAAACUCACAGAGAGACAAAAAACAAGGAAAGAAAUGCACUUUUAGCGCACUUUUUCUUUCUGCCUUACAGUCGCAGAGAUCUGAACAUCGAGAGGAAUAACACGUUCAAAUGUCCUGUGAUGUUGGUGGUCGGGGAUCAGGCUCCAUAUGAAGAAGCUGCUGUGGAGUGCAACAGCAAACUAGAUCCGACUACGACCUCCUUUCUCAAGAUGGCUGAUGCCGGCGGGAUGCCACAGCUGACUCAGCCCAGCAAACUGACAGAAGCGUUUAAAUACUUCAUUCAAGGCAUGGGAUACAUGGCGUCGUCCUGCAUGACGCGUCUCUCUCGCUCACGCACCACCUCGCUCUCGUCCUCCUUCUCCAUGGAGGGCUCGCGCUCCCGAUCCCGCACGCUGUCCCAGGGCUCGCAGGGUGGACAGCUCCCACCGAGCCCGUCCCAUACCAUGGAGGUGUCGUGCUGAGGAGCGCCAGAGCGGGGGAGAGAGAUGGACGGAUGAAACGCUUCGGUCUUCUGGGUGGUGGAAUGUGAGAUUCGUGCGUGACGACGGACGGAUGAUUAUGACUCUCUCCCUCCCUUCACCGACCCGUCAGAGGCAGAUGAUAGAGCCCUUUAACUCUGUGACAUGGGCGGGGCCUUUAGUGAGACCCAACUGUAGUGUUAACCAAUAGUAAUACUUCUAAUAUGAAUAUUGAUUAUUAAUAUUAAUAAUGACAAGCGUCAUUGAAAAAAAACAAAUAAAAAAACUGUGUUUCUCUUAAUUACAUGUUGAAUUUCUAAACAAAAGAAUAGAGAAAAGAGUAUAUAAGCUCAUAAUGUGUGUCUAUCAACUUCUUUGUGAGUAUUAUUUUUUGGUGUGAUUUUUUUUUUUCUUUUCGUUUUUUGUAUUCUGUAUUAUUUUUUUCUGUUAUACAAUCCUGCUGCUGUGAGAGGGGUGCAGUAUUGUCGGAGAUGGUGGUGAAAGUUUUAGGCUGAAAUACUCGUCUCUGUAGAUGACAGCCACCUCAUGUCUUCCAUUUGACCUUAACGAAAAAGCUAUACACAUAAAAGCGUGAAAGACAAAUGCUGUAAUUAUAUAUAUAUAUAUACAUAAUUUUUUUUUUGUUUUUGUUGGGGCCAUUGGGGUCUUUUGCUUGUUCUGAAAUGCAUGCCAGAAUUUUCUUGACCACAUCAGUCUAUACUUUUUAUUAAUUAUUAUUAUUAUUAUUAUUAUUAUUAUUAUUAUUAUUAUUAUUACUCUUUUUUUUUUCAGAUUUUACGUUCAUUUUUAUUUCGAUUAGAGAGUAUGGUCUUAAAUAGGAAAGAACAAUGAGAAAGUCGCAGGAAUCGUUGUUUUGAAGUCAAGUGACAUUGAGGUGCACAUUUCUAUCUGUGAUGUGAUGUAUUUUCAUAGAAACCGGACAUAAACAUUGUACGGGGAUUAAUCUGUGAGGGACUGAUUAGAUGCUGAAAAGGUGUCUGUAUGAUGGUGGUUGGGAAUAAAAGAAAUCGAUGCCGGAAGCUGAAAAGAAAUGUUGUUUGAGCAAGUUUGAUGAAAGAUUACGAAGACUAACAUGCACUGAUGAAUCGCUUAUAGUAAGAGCAGAAACACGAAUCAAGAAAGUAAUAAAGUCAAUUUCGUAUGAAUCUGUACGAUAUGAUUCGUACAUACAUAUACAAGUUACCAAAUAGAAGUAAACAUACAAGUCCACCUCUAAACUGCCUCUAAAGUGGGCAGAUUGUACAAAUUCACAUAAAUUAGCCACCAGUUAACCAAAACAUAAAAUAGUGACAAACUGACAUGAGAGUGUUUUGUGAGUUUUUGGAUGUGUGUCUUAGAUUAGUGGACACGUACGAUGGUAUUUUUUUGAAGCACUUUGGAGUAAAAUAGCAUUUUAGGCUACAAUAUAAAUAUGGUAACCACCUAGUAGCUAAGACCUUUAGUCUUGCCACUGAUGCCAUCACUGUACCAUGGUACGGCCACAGUACUCUGUUAGUCCGCUAGUAAGUGUUUGGUUGGAAACGUUGAGGUGGACUCAUGGUGAUGGUGACGUUUGUCGUUUUAAAUGGCUGUUCCUUGAGCUUUAGCUCUGGUUUGAAGUGUACUUAAAGCCAUGGUGUGAUCUAAUGCUGAACCAUAGUGACUUGUACACAGAGAAAAACAGUAUGUGUGGACAUGCCUGAGUGUGCGUGCAGUGCUUUAACUUUAAAUCACAAUAAGGGAAUACGUCCAAGUUUGUUCAGAAGAAUGACGCUUCAAAGCGCUCGUGUCAAAUUCACUUUGCUGAUAAACCAGCCCCUUCACUGCCAACAGGGUUUAGCCAUGUUAUUAACACAUUAGCUCCAAGAGCUCUUCCAAUUGGCAAGCCAUUGGGAUUAGCAGGUUAGCGUAGCUGCAAUGUUUAAAUAGAAGAUUCGAUAUAGAGCGCUAAAAAAAAAAUAAAAAUACAGAAAUCACUGCUUUUUUUUGCAAUUUCUUUUUUUUUAACACGAUUGCUAACACUUGCCAAUAACAACAUAGACCAAAACUUCACAACUGCAAAUGCAUUGUAACAAUCAUGUUCAGCAAAACACUGCCCUGAAAAUCACAGUAAAAUGGAAUAGGCUAAUCAACGUUAAUUGGAGAGUUCACCCAGUGUUCGUAGAGAUUCUCAAAUCACAAUUUUUUUUUUUUUUUGAGAAGUUUUCUGUUGUUCAUGACAGAAUGUUGGCUUUAAUGGGUUGUGUAAGUGGGAAACAUGGUGUUUUUCUUCUUUCUUUUUAAUGGAAAUUUUAUGUUGCUAUCAUUGUUGGAAUAUUGAUAUUGUGUUCAGCGUAAAGACUGCAAGAUCACCCCAGAUUCACUGGAGCCUUUACCAAAAAUACAAAUAGAUGGAAUCAUUUUUUUUUUUUUUUAAUGGGGAAAGGAAUGGAUAAGGUCAUGGUGCGUGUUGGGACGGUGUGAAUGUAAAUGUGUGUCCAUUUACUUUUUUAUUUUUAACUCUCCUCAAUGAAACACUUUUUAAUUUUCUGUGAAGUAGAUUUGCGUCUCAAUGUCCUCAUGGGUUAGAUAUCAGUGUGCUAGUUCUUGUGUAACUUUUUUAGCGUUAGCACUAAAAAAGGAAAUAAUGUAAUUAACAAAAAUAAUAAUAAUAAUAACAAAUGUUAUGAAUAACAGAAUGCAAUCAAAAUUAAUUGUGUGGCUAAUUUCUCUGUGUAAAACUGAACAACUGGAAAAAAGUAAUUAAAGGGAUCGAAAUGA
Messenger RNA from Cyprinus carpio (common carp), 4389 nucleotides. It is a transcript of the gene ndrg2, whose product is annotated as protein NDRG2. The transcript is spliced from 16 exons. The record is from RefSeq and is a predicted model, not a curated record. Gene Ontology annotation, cellular component: cytoplasm. Lineage: Eukaryota; Metazoa; Chordata; Actinopteri; Cypriniformes; Cyprinidae. The coding region runs from base 529 to 1632 and encodes 367 amino acids. Gene Ontology annotation, biological process: signal transduction.